GCUCUAAUAGUUCAACGGUCACACUGAUCACAAGCUGAUAUUUCUAUAAAAAAAAAUAGUGCUAUUUAAAAAGCAGCCGCAGUUUUCCGUGGAAAACCCGAAAUACACAGCAGUAUUCUACAGGCACAUUGUCAAGCAAAUUCACAAUGGAGAACAACGAAGCCCCCUCCCCCUCGGGAUCCAACAACAACGAUUUUCCCAUACUUCCGCCACCGCCGAACGCGAAUGACAACUACAAUCAAUUCGGUGACCAUCAAAUCAGGAACAACAAUGCAGCCCAGAAGAAGCUGCAGCAGACCCAAGCCAAGGUGGACGAGGUGGUCGGGAUUAUGCGUGUGAACGUGGAGAAGGUCCUGGAGCGGGACCAGAAGCUAUCGGAACUGGGCGAGCGUGCGGAUCAGCUGGAGCAGGGAGCAUCCCAGUUCGAGCAGCAGGCCGGCAAGCUGAAGCGCAAGCAAUGGUGGGCCAACAUGAAGAUGAUGAUCAUUCUGGGCGUGAUAGCCGUUGUGCUGCUCAUCAUCGUUCUGGUGUCGCUUUUCAAUUGAUACAAUUAAACACACACUCACAGAAAAACAAAAGCAAAGCCAACAAAAAUCAUGUAAUUCCGUUUCCCAAUCAGCAAAGUUAAGGUUCAGAUUAAUCGUUUAACACGUUUGUGUACGUGUACUGGCUCCUACUAUAUACUCCUUAAAUUGUUUAUUAUAUUUUAUAAAAGUCUUAAGCUAAGCAACUCUAAAGCUCUAAAGUGUCCGUUUGGCCGUCUAGUAGUGACAGCGGCAGUGGUGGAGGAAACAAGGCCAUCACCCAAGCACCGCCGCACUAAAGGCCUCCUAGGGAGUGAGGUAAACACAUGGAUACGAAAUGGAAAAGGACCAAACAAACACAACUGGGACGGAAACCUUUCUGGUCUUUUCGCGCAAUGAGAGAAGGGGAGAUGAAGAAAAUCAAAAGGAUAACUUACUAAAAUUGCGUCUAGCAUAUAUUUAACCAGAAUGUAAUUAUUAAAUCUUAAUGUUAAACUUAACAUUUUUACGUGUCGUAGCCGAGACCAGAGGUCCCAUUAAUGUGUAUUGCAUUAUAUACAAUUAUAUAUACGUGUAUAUCAUCCAAUUGAAAAUACAUCAUGCCACCUACACUUU
Messenger RNA from Drosophila melanogaster (fruit fly), 1139 nucleotides. It is a transcript of the gene Syb, whose product is annotated as synaptobrevin. Gene Ontology annotation, biological process: vesicle-mediated transport. The transcript has 5 exons. The record is from RefSeq and is marked reviewed. The coding region runs from base 147 to 545 and encodes 132 amino acids. Gene Ontology annotation, cellular component: membrane; synaptic vesicle membrane; plasma membrane. Lineage: Eukaryota; Metazoa; Arthropoda; Insecta; Diptera; Drosophilidae.